Molecule: messenger RNA, 7377 nt
Organism: Chrysemys picta bellii (western painted turtle)
Lineage: Eukaryota; Metazoa; Chordata; Testudines; Emydidae
Gene: RHOJ
Product: ras homolog family member J
Biological process (GO): endocytosis; Cdc42 protein signal transduction; establishment or maintenance of cell polarity
Molecular function (GO): GTPase activity; GTP binding; protein kinase binding
Source: RefSeq, a predicted model, not a curated record
CUAAAGUACAAACACACACAGAGCUCCUAUUGUUUGCAGCCCUUCACAAGCCCACUGAUCCUAAUAUGGAAUUCAGCAGGAAACCCAUGAUUUCCUGACACACAGCAAGCUGAAGAAAGAAAGGAAAAACUCCAUUAAAAACCUCCAGCUUUCCUCCAUGUUAGACAUGAAAUGGAAAAUGGAGUGGAUUUAGCAGGAAUCCCCGAUUCCUCUGGAGAAGGGGAGAAGAGAAUCAACACCUCAGACUGCUGAUAUUUUUAAAGUUGCAAUAAAUAUCAAGGUCUCUGUGACAGGAUGAGUGUUUCCUGACUCAAGCUCACAAGAAAGGACAAUCCUUUUUUUAAAAUCGAUGUAUAAUUUAUUUACCUCAAUGCUUCUCUUUACGGAUAUGGUAAUUGCUCGAGGCGGCUGGAACAGCCUGGAAAUAUUAGUAUGAUUUCCUGAGGUUGAGAGCGUCCCAAACUCAGGAAGAGUCAGUACAAUCGCACUUCAUUUUUCCUUCAUGUGCACUUGGAAGUCCUGGGACCAGCAGCAGCACCAGCAAGAAUGAACUGCAAGGAAGAAGAUGACAACAGCACCGACUGCAGCAGCAAUAACGUGAAGAAGAUGUUGAAGUGCGUGGUGGUUGGGGAUGGUGCGGUUGGGAAAACCUGUCUGCUGAUGAGUUAUGCCAAUGAUGCCUUCCCGGAGGAGUACGUGCCCACUGUAUUUGACCACUAUGCAGUGACUGUGACUGUCGGAGGCAAGCAGCACUUGCUGGGGCUAUAUGAUACUGCAGGGCAGGAGGACUACAAUCAGUUGAGACCUCUCUCCUAUCCCAGCACAGAUGUGUUCUUGAUCUGUUUUUCUGUGGUGAACCCUGCCUCUUACCACAACGUCCAGGAAGAGUGGGUGCCUGAACUGAAAGUCAGCAUGCCGCAUGUGCCUUAUGUGCUCAUAGGAACACAGAUUGAUCUUCGUGACGAUCCCAAAACUUUGGCUCGACUACUUUAUAUGAAGGAGAAACCCCUCACUUACGAACAUGGAGUGAAGCUGGCUAAAGAGAUUGGAGCACAGUGUUAUUUGGAAUGUUCAGCCCUGACACAGAAAGGCCUUAAAACAGUCUUCGAUGAAGCAAUCCUCACCAUUUUUCACCCUAAGAAAAAGAAGAAACGCUGCGUGACGUGCCACAGCUGCUGUACAGUUGUAUGAGGUCACUUGAAAAGCAAAGCAGGACAGUGCUAUUGUUCAACUAAACCCCCCAGGUUAGAAUGGCAAUGAGCGUCACACGCAAACUGAAAUGGGGAACAUGACCAGAAAGGAGACCUAUUAAAUCAUAUAUGAUUCCUCCAUUCUGUGAAACCUCAGGCUGUAACAUGUUAGCCAGCUAAUGUCUAUUUGCUUUCCUAACCCUAUAGAGCUGUAUGCAGCCUGUUCCCACACUAUGCUCAUUUGCACUGAGCCAGUAUAAAACAGGAUGUCUGCUAAUGGCUGACUCUGAAUCAGGUUAGGGUGCUGUGUUGAAAACUUUAAAGACACUGUAAAACCACCAAGAAAAACUUCAUUUGUGGCCUUAAGCAAGAAUUGAUCAAAAGUAUAAAUUUAUAAUACUUAAGAAUUAAAUAUGAAUGGAUCAAAAGCACUGAGAAAUCAUUAGAAGUUUAAUAUGUAAUCAUAUACAUUAUAUAUAGGAUAUACUUUCAAAUUACUUUUCUUUAUAAAAUACUCACUAAUUUCAGGAUCUACUUUAGUUUGUUUAAAGCAAAACGGUAGUGACUCCAAUUCCCAGUCAUUUAACUCAUGUUACAGCAUCAAGCCAUCAAAAUGGAUCAAUAUUUACCUCCAGAUUGAAGGAAUGUUCUUUUUACUACACAAAAUGACAAAUAUCGCCGUUUUACACAGAAUGUGUCCAGGCUGGGCCAGGAGGUUUUCAGAAGCUGGGUGAGGGAAAACAGUGUAAGUGAAAAACUGUAGCAUAAAUUUGCAGAAACAAAGUGAUCAUAUCAACAAAAAAUCUUGUGACAGACAUGAAAAACCAGGGAGAUGUUGCAUUAGCAUGAGUAUUAUAAAGUCACUCUACAGAUUGGGUGCAUUUCCACAUCUCACCCAGUGGAUGAAAACAAAACCAAACAAGCCAAAGUCACAUUAAUGUGAAGUGCUUUACAAUGAUCCAGUUGCCUUAUUUGAAAUAGUUUUUUAGAAAUGAUCUUGUGUAAAGGUAUUAAUUGGAGCGGACUUUUAAACAUGUCUAUUUACUGUAGUCCUCUCUCUGCUCUUCAUUGCUUUGUCUGUGUCGUCCAUGUUCAUUAUUGCAAUUAGCAGUUAAGGUAUAGUGUGGGUAUGCUACUCAGGAACUUUCUUUCAGACAAUAUGCAGGAUGAUGUGCUGCGGCAUGCAGUCCGGAGACAGGAAGCCUGAACCUCAAGGGAAUGAAAGCUGACAAUAAGCCCUCUUUACUGUUGAAUAAAGUGGGCCUUUUUGCUAAGGUUUCUCCAGGGAGCCUGUUGUUUUGCACAUCCCAGCAAGAUGCCGUUAUACCACAGACACUCGGAGGUGAACUGUGAGGGUGUCUUAUUACUUACAUCUGCCUACGAGUGCCUUGGAAAUGCCCAUGUAGCUGUCUUGUUAUGGAUUUCAUUUCUGAUCGUACCUCUCCAAGGCAUACAAUUACAAUGCCAGCAAAUCCAUGUUUCUAGACCUAUAAAGUAAUUCCCUGAAAAAAGCAACAGCCAGAGUCAGUGUUUCCAGCCCUAGUAUGGAACUGCACCCUCUCUCACCAGCAAAGUACUAGCACGGGGAUUAAUUUACCCACCCAGUGCUUGGAACAGCCAGCAUUCUCCUCUUUGGAUGUACUGUACAGUGCUUGAGUCUACAGAAGGGCAGCUAGACAGCCUCUGCCAUUAACAGGAGAUUGGGGAACCAAUCCUACAGUCCUUACUCAGGCAAAACUCCCACUGGCUUCAGUGGGAUUUUGAGUAAGGACUGUAGCAUUCGGCCCAAAGUAAGCAACACCAUAGAUACAAGGCUCAAUCCCAUAUUCAUUGCAAUCAAAGACAAAACUCCCAUUGACUUCAGUGAUGACAGUAUCCUUUACUACACAGAUAUUUAUAGAAGGUUUUCCUAUGUGAGAUCGUUGUCAUUAUAUUGUAAAAGCCUUGCUCUGGAUUCCAGCUGCACGGCGCCCAUUAAAAUCAGUGGGGAGUACAUGGCUAGAAUGUACUGGCUGUAACUUAAGGGUAAAUGAAGCAAUUUCUGUUUUAGUAAAUGCAACUCAUUAGAAUUCAAGGGCCCUCAAUCCUAAGGACACUAAUUUAUGCUUUGCCGUUGACUCUAAGAGGAGCAGGAUCAGAUGCCAAAACAUUUAUAUCAGUACAGGUCUCCCAUUAUCUCCGAGACGCAAGGGAUAUUUAGCUAUGGUAUUGGUAAAUAAGCGUCUUUUGCUAUAUUAUUGCUAAGGAUACGAUUCUGUCGUGGAGGUCAAAGAUUCCAUGACUUUCUGGGACCUCCGGGACUUCUUCCAGGGCAGGGCUGGAGCAGGUGUCAUCCCCAGGACCGCCAAAGCAGCAGCUCCAGGGCUGAAGCAACGGCCAACGUUGAGUCAGUCCCACUGGGGCUGAAGCUGCAGCUGUCAGCCCCUGCCACAGGAGCAGCAGCAGGAUUAGAGCAGCGACCAGUGGUCAGCCCCACUGGGGCCGCUGGAGCAGAUAGCUGGUGGUUGAUCUCAGGGUCACCAGAGCAGCAGUCCCCCAGCCUCUGGAAUGGCAGCCGGUCCCAGGACCACCAGAGCAGUGAUCCUCCAGGCUGCCGGAGCAGCUGGCCAGCGGUCAGCUCUGGAGCUGCCGGAGCAGCAAUCCCUGGGCAGCUGGAGCAGCUGGCCAGCAGUUGCCCCAGAGCAGUGGCUGGGCUUGGAUGAGCCCUCCUGAGAAUGGAGCAGCAGCGGGGUCAGCCCCCAGUAGCACUGGUUGUUAGUCCCCCCAUCCUGCCCCCGCAAGGUAUUUUUUUUGUAAAAGUCAGGAACUGUUUAUUGCCCCUGACCUGUCCCUGACUUUUAGUAAAAAUACCCGUGACAGAAUCUUAACCUUAAUUAUUACACAGUGGAAUUGUGAUAAACAUUGGGUCACUUUCCGUGGACAUGGCUGAAAAUGAAGUUGUAGUAAGUCAGAGAUGCUAAAGGAAAUCCUGUGUGUGCCUUAGGGUAUAAAUCCCUAGUGAACACUCUGGAUCCCGUUUCAUCCUGUCAAAGGGGUUGCCUUAGAAUAUGUUGACAGAAAGUUUGGGAAACGUAGCUCAGACCAGAAAGCGAGCCCGGCGAUGAUGCCAUUUUCUUCCGUACGAAAGGAGCUGUGGUUUGCAUCUCAGUUAGGUGAAUGUGUUAAUUUCCUAGUGCAGUUGGGCUGCAGGGAGCAUGUCUGGCAGUGGGUUCCCUGGACUCCCACGUAUCAGAGGUGCAGCAGGAAAGCUAGGAGCAGAUUGAAUAUAGAAAUGUUUGGGGACUAUUUUAUUGACUUAGGGCCUGACCCAAAUCCCCAUGACAUGAACAAAAGCCCCGCUCCCCCAACAAUUUGUUUCAAAGGACUUUGUAUCAAGGAUUUAGAGCUCAAUCUGACCUCACUGAGGUUUGCCACUGAUUUCAAUGGAAGAUGGCAUGCUUAUUCCGUUCCCCGGGAAUUGAGUCGAUAUACAGUAUACAUAUACCUAUGAGUCCCUGGGCAUGGGAGAAAUGGGGGCCAAGUGUCUUUCACCUGAACUGCAAUACAUGCCCUAAGGUUGGAUCUGCCAGAUAAUGUUACAGCUUCUCUAAACUGAAGAGAAAUGAAAACUCUAGAUUGACAGCUGAGCUUAUCAUAAAAUAAUAAGUACUUUGGAAAAAUGCAAUAUAUCAUUCCCAUCGUGCCUCUGAGGAAGCCACAAAUAAUCGAAUGAUGGGGUUUGGGUGCUGUUUAAUAUCAAUGGUGCCUGUUAAUAAUGAUGGUAUGACAUAUGAUAGGCAUGUUAAAUCAGAAAUUAAAUUACCAAUUAUAUCAUUACUAUAACUGCAGUAAUUUUGGGAAACUAAAUACUGUGAUAAUAGAUGCUAAAAUGCUAAUAUCCUCAUAUAUUGAAAACUACAGACCUCUGUACAAAUCAUUGCAUAGCAGAGAAAGCAGAUGGAGGAAUAUUAUUAUUCAUGAAAAAAUAUUUUAAUUAAUGCGAGGCAAGACUUUUUUGCACUUAUAAAGUGAAGUAAAUCAAUUUUGCAAGGUGAUAAAACUGUGAAUUAAAGUGAUGCUUUCAAGCUGCUUAUGACCAAAAUUUGACCUAUCCUCAAAGGGUAACAAUCCACUUAGAAAUGGCCUCUGGAUUCUAUGUAUUUUUUAAUUUCCUGCCAUCAAAAAGAAAUGUUUUAAAUAUACCCACACUUUAUGUAGGUCCUACAAGGCCAAAUUUUCAAAAAGCCUCUUUAAUUGCCCCCUUGUCCCCCAGCCCUGUAUUUGUGAGUGCACAUAUUUCUAUGCCCAGUAACUUCCCAGCUGUAAAACUCACUAUGUAUUUUUGAGAGAAGGAGCUUGGCUUGCAUGGGUAAAUGUGAGGCACAAGUUGAUGCCCUUUCCAAAUAUUGUGGGCAGUGUUAAGGAUGACCUUUGAAAAUUGGCCUACAGUACCUUUUCUGCUACGGAGCCAGCAGAUGGAGUAUGAACUGAUGAGCAAAGACUUGUUGUGGCAACACUGAUGGUUCUAAAGCAGAAACACGGAAAUGAAUAGAAACAUCAGAUUAUUUUUCAAGCACCAUUAGAAACAACAGAAACAAUAAACAUUUGCCUACUGAAAGGCUGUAGACCAGCAAUCUAAUGUUACGGUGCCAAGCACCUGCAGUGCCCACUGGAAAUCAGGCCCUGAAUUCAUAAGGAAGGCAAAUGUUAUUUUAAAGCCUAUUAGAAUAAGUAAAGAGUAAAAACUACUCCAAGAAAUUAUUUGACAAUGAUAAUAGUUUAUCUCAAUUGAUGUCAAAGCCGUUUCUGACAGACCUACUUUUGUUAAUAGCCUAUUAUCUUUUCAAAUGCUUUCAGAUCUAAAAAAGAAUGUGCUAAAUCCUAACCUGGGCCUUUUUUAAAAAACCUACAUAUUCUAUCAAGAGUUGGUUUUAAUUAAUAACUAAAAUGUAAAUAGGGUCCCAGCAAAAAUUUGCGUGGUGAGCUCUUUGACGGUGCAUGCCAAGAAAUGGAUGCUUUGUUGUCACACCGGGUCUGAUCAAACAAUCCUAAUGCUUACAGGACUUCCAGAGACUUCAACCUCAGUUAUGUAUAUAUAUGUAAUGCAGGAGAGGGCACUUAGCAAUUAAACAAAAUAUAUUCCUGCAGAUAGGAGGGCUUGUCUGUCUUGCAUGAGAAAUUUCUUCAGCCUAAUAAAAUUCAAGGGCUUUUCUAAUUAAUUUGGAAGAAGGCUUUUGUCUUAAUUAUUAUUUUUACGGGAACAAUUCUGAACCAAGCUGCCACCAGCGACAAACUUUGUUAAGCUUGGCACUCUUAACAUACAAACAUUCUUAAGUCCAUAAAACUGAAUGCAGAGCCUGGGGCAUGUGGCCUGGACUUGAAAACUAAAGCUGAUCUUUUCAGAACUGUCUGAAUUGGGCAUUCAGCUCUCUUAGGCAUCCUUGGAUCUCUCAGCCUAAAGGUACCAAAGUGGUAUCUAAUGAGGAGCAACAAGAAAAAUGUUUGCACACAUAUAUUUAAAGACCUGAUCCAAAAACCACUGACGCUGAUAGGAUCCUUUCAGUUGACUUCAAUGGGCUUCCGAUCAGGCCCUAAAUUCAACAAUAAUAUACACUAUGUUUAGUGAUAUUUCUGUGAUCUAUUUUAACGAGAUUGCCCAUGUUGCCUGUUCCCCUAUCAUGUCAUGUAGGAGAGGAUGCUACUGACUUAGCGUGGGUCAGAUUGUGGCUGGCCCUGCACGCUGGUGCAAUGGAGUAAGGGGGUGUGAGGCACACCCUUAUUCUUUUGUGUGUCAUACCACCCCUUGUAGCACAUGGGCAGUAGCAGGUUCCACAGCACCAGUAUGUCUCUCUCCCAUUUGCCCUGUAGGUCCUAGCCCUAGUGAGUAUGCAUAUCUCUCACUGAUCUGCCUUUUAAAUAUCUACCGCGCAACUUGUAAAGAACAAGCUGUUACAUCAGAUCAAGAAACAAAAUGUUUUUCUCAAGAAGGGCCCAAUCCGGCACCCAGUGACGUCAAUGGGAGUCUUUCCAUUGACUUCAGUGGGUUUUGGAUUCGACCCUGAAAGCCUGCAUUGUUAAUAAUCUGAGAAUUAAAUGCUAAAGAUUAAGAUAGCUGAGAAAGGAAGCCCUAGGGGCCAUGCCUCCUCCCACUGGUGUCAGUGGCCAAACUCCCACUGAGUUCAACAAGAGCAGGUUCAGGUGCCUGAAA